GACCAAGCAGAGAGUUGUUUUUCCGAUGUAUGAGCGUUAUCAUCAAGAUGAUAGAGCCGACUGAUAGCAUGAAGCCAUCUCUCAAACGGUCAAUACGAAAGUAAAGCAGCAAUCGGCACUUUCUAUGCUAUGGACAGUACGAUCAGUCAGUGUCUAUGUUGAGGUCAGUGUGAAUGACGAUCAAUAUGAGACAAGCAAUAGUUGCGAUCAUCAUGUGUGUUCUUGCCGCGACAGCAUUGGCACAGGACGAGCAUCCGCUUCCGGAUUAUUUGGUUUUCAUGAAACAGUUUAUGGUGAAUGUGCAAGUUCGAGAGCCCUCUGGUAUCAUGAUAUGGACCAGGGAUAGUCCGCUAAUUGAGAUGUUCGGUAUUGAGCUCUACGUUGGCAAACACAGUCAUAGCCACAAAGAACCUAUCUGGGAUCGCCAACUGAUGGUAAACGUUACAAGUACUGUAGAUGGAAAGUUUCUUAUUCAUGAUCGCGACAUGAUCGUGGAAGUUGGUGAUACGAUACGCUACCGAUUUCUCGUGCAUCAUAAACGCACAGUUUCUCACAGCAACUAUCGGCGCAUGUUAGUCACAGAUCAUCUCUUCUUUCGACCCAGAAACACUGUAUGCCACUCAGAAUGUUUGAUACGAGAACAAGCAGGAUAUGAACAAGAGGCAGUGCGGAUGAAGAAGAUCUUGGAACAGAAGAUUGAACAGUGUGUAGGAUCGCAAAGCUCUGAAUAUCUGUUCUUCCCGCUGGAAGGUGCAACAACGCUCGUGUCUGAUCCCAUGCAUUUUAUAAAAUAUCGCCUCUGGCAAAUAGAAGAUCUCAGACCCGUGAUCGAUAACGUGCUAACAGCGUAUGUCGCCCAAAACGGGGUAGGGGUUAAAAUGAGGACAGUAAUCGAUAAACUGAAGGUGCUAGAAUUGGGUAGAGGGAAAAUAAAUGUUAUGGAUUAUGAUGAUCGUCUGACGGAGUCGUAAAAAGCAAUCUGAACAGAAGCAACAACGCAUACUAGAUAAAAGAUCAACUAUUAUCGAAUUCAAUCAAUUCAAAUGUGGACUGUUGCGUCUCUAAAAAAUCCAUUAACAAUGGGAAUUUAAUAAAAUGUUUGAUAUUGAAACUCACCUUCGGACUGUAGCAUCAUAUACCUGCACCGUUAGUCC
Molecule: messenger RNA, 1154 nt
Organism: Anopheles aquasalis
Lineage: Eukaryota; Metazoa; Arthropoda; Insecta; Diptera; Culicidae
Molecular function (GO): carbohydrate binding
Source: RefSeq, a predicted model, not a curated record